Molecule: messenger RNA, 510 nt
Organism: Prunus armeniaca (apricot)
Lineage: Eukaryota; Viridiplantae; Streptophyta; Magnoliopsida; Rosales; Rosaceae
Source: the annotation of a GenBank genome assembly
AUGGUCUAUCGAAUCCAUGCAGACAAGGGCAGCGCAGCCAAUAUCCUGCAGCUGGCUGUCAUCCAGCAGAUGGGCUUGGAGGCAAAGAUCAACAAAUCAACCAGAUCGCUGACCAGCUUCAAUGGUGCAACAACGGUUACCGUGGGCACAAUAGACCUCGACGUCUACUCCCCACCUGUAGUCUGCUUGCAAACGUUCAUGGUCAUUGAUGAGGUCUCACCCUACAACGGCAUUCUGGGCAAGCCAUGGGGGUGGUGUUGGACAAUCAACGCCAUCACCUCUGCCACACAUCAGAAAAUCCGCUACCCAAUCCCUGGGGGUGGUGUUGGACAAAUCAACAGUGAUCAGGAGGAAAUGCUCUGCCCAAGGGCUGAAGAAAAGCAAGCAAGCACAGUUCCUCCCAGUAAACCAGGCAGAUCUGAAGGAGGUGGAACAACCGAACCUUACUCUCUUAUAGCAAUCAAAGCGUCAGGACCAAGCCGAAGAAGUCUAUCCAGAGGUCUUUCCUGA